Molecule: messenger RNA, 7809 nt
Organism: Habropoda laboriosa
Lineage: Eukaryota; Metazoa; Arthropoda; Insecta; Hymenoptera; Apidae
Gene: Sptz
Exons: 12
Coding region: 1-7809 (2602 amino acids)
Biological process (GO): regulation of cytokinesis; double-strand break repair via homologous recombination; mitotic cytokinesis
Cellular component (GO): midbody; centrosome; lysosomal membrane
Molecular function (GO): phosphatidylinositol-3-phosphate binding; metal ion binding
Source: RefSeq, a predicted model, not a curated record
AUGUCAAAGGAGACGCAAAAGUUAGAAAUAAAUAAAUGUAUCUCGUCAAAAUUGUGGUAUACAUCUCUUAUUAUUUACCGAGAAAAUGAUAAUGAGAAAUUCUUUCUUUCCGAAUGUAACAAUGAUACUGUGGAUUUUGUUAAAUCAGAAACACAAAUUGCAAAUGUAAUUCAUUUCCAAAAUGAGGGUCAACAUCAAUGGAUUGCGCAUAUAUUGUUGCAUCAACUUAUUAAUAGUGUAUCUUUGGAUAAUGAAUACAUAAAAAGACAUCAAAGUUAUAUAGAAAUGAUACAUGCUUUGCAGUUGUGCAAAAACUUGACAAUACAUUUACAAGAGGAGUUGUUAACAAAGUACAAAAGUGUAUCAGAGCAGACAAAUUCAGAAAAUUUUGAAAAAAUCCAGAAUGAAUAUUUUAUAUUUUUAAAACAAAAUAUAUAUAACAAUCCAUUUGUCACAUGUUGGAUUUUGAAUAAAUUAUCUUGUUCCAACACAUCAAAUAAUGCUAUUUGUAAUUUACAAGAUUUUUAUUUUACACUUAUAAAAGAAUUGCUAGAACCUAAAUUAUCUAAACAUCAAUUAAUCAGUGACAAUUCUUUUGGAUAUAUAUUGUGUAUUAUAUCAAAAAUGAGCAUUAAUGAACUUAAUGCAGAUACAUUGUCAAAAUGGCUUUUUCCUAUAUUAUUAAAAACAAAUAUAAUUUAUAAUGUGGAACUUGCAUUAUAUUCAAGAGUAGAUGAAAAGUUGUUUAAAAAAUGGUGUACCUUUCAUAAUGAAGUUUAUCUGCAUUCCAAAAUGGUUAAUAAUUUGUGUAAUGCAGAGAAAAUUCAGGAUAUGCUAUUCCAUUUUACUUUUACUUCUGUUCCCACUAUAAAUACAAAUAAACUUAUAGAAAGAAUAACUAAUAACAAACUACAUUGGGUUAUAGACAUUUUGGACAUUUGUUAUACUUUACUGAUAAAUGAAAAAUAUAAUGAAGUUACAUUAAUAUUAUCUCAUCCAUUAUUAAAAGCUAUUUUGCCAGCUUUAUUAUUUAAAGUUUUGAAUGAUUGUUCUCAAGAAGAAUUUAUUUUAAUUGAUGUUCAAAAAGAUUAUGAUUACAUACAUAAUUCAAUUGAAUUUUUAAUAUCCAAAUGUAAUUUUGAUGUAUGGUGUGAUUCUGCAUCGACUGAACUAAAACAUAUAUUGAGGAAAAAUAUAAAAAUUUUUAAAUAUAUUUUAAAUUGUAUAAGAGAAAAUCUUAAGACAGAAGAUUCAAAUCAAGUUCCUGAAAUAACAAAAUCAGUGAACUUUCAACAGAGGAUAUCUAUAAAAUCGAUAUUUGACCUUUUACAACAUUUUAAUAGCCUUUCAGUGCUGAAAAUGACAACAAAUAUACACGAACAAAAACAUAAUAAUAUAAAACACUUAUUAAAAGAUCUUUGUGAACCUGAAAAUAUUUUUCAUGCAUAUUGUACCAUGUUAAGUGCUUUAAAAGCUAUUUUAUUAUGUGAUAAUUAUGAUACACAAGAAUCUACCAUAAAAAGUUACUUUUCUGAUAUGUAUUGUUACAUACAAAUGAUACAUCCCCUCAACCUACGUAUACAAGUUGUAGAAAAUAUAUUUGCUUUACUGUUUUUGCGACAUAAAGAUUUUGAUUAUAUUCAGAAAAGUUAUGACAAGAAUGAUACAAAUACUUCACAUGAACAAUUAAAAUUUAAGCAUAAAUGGGUGAAACAGUAUGUAACAGAUUUUAUUUGUAACAAAUAUGCUGUAAGAGAUAUAUUAUUUUAUUUGAGGGAUAUUAUGUUAGCUGUAGAGAGUGAAUACCUGAAAAUGAAAAGUAAAGAUGAAAGUAUAGAAGAAGUAGAUCAAAUUCAAAAAGAUAUUGCAUCUAUCAAUGCAGCAAUAAUAGAUGCUGAAUGCAGAUUAGAACUUUAUACAACUUCAGAGUUUGCUGAAAAUAUUAAUAUUAAAGAUGAAAAUCAAAUUUUUGUACCUAAAUCCAAAACUAAAGUUUUAUUAGGUGAAAAAUUAAUUUACAACAGUUCUGAAGAAGAAGUACAUUUUUAUCAAGAAAGUAGUAUUUCAGAUGACACAAAAAUAAAAUCUAACAGUAGUUCUGAAUCAGAAUCAAUGUACAAUAGUAACAAAUGGCGAAAACGUUUUAAAAAUACAACAUUGAUAAAAGAUGGUUUAAUAACUAAAGAUAUGACUCAUAAGCCAUUAUUUAUAAAUUUUAUGUUGGCAACUAAAGAAAGCCUAAUUAUUCGAUACUUAUGGAAAAAUGAUUAUGUUAAAGCACAAGAUAUUAUAGAGGUAUUUGAUAUGAAAAAUAGUCAGCUAAAUGGGGAAGUGCAGUUUUCCAAAGCAUUACACAUAUUUAAAAAGAACAUAUAUAAACAGACAAAUAUGGUAAAGGAUAAUAAUCAGUCCUCAAAAAACUUACACUCUUCUACAUUAGAGAAUAUAAGACUAGUUACACAAGAAGGUAUAGAAUCUUCUAGACAAACUAGUCAACUUGAAACUUUCUUGGCAUCUCAAGAAAUUAAUUUGCAAAUAUUAUCUAAGGAUACUUUUAAUAACUAUGAAAUAUUAACAAUAUGUGUACUAGAUUUUGCUUUAACUAUGAGUCAGACUUCUUCAAUUUCACACAAUUUUUGUGAAGUUGCAAUGAAAUAUUUAAAAUUAUACAAAACAUUUGACAAUACCGAAUAUGUACAUUUCUUUUAUAAAUUUUAUCAAUUGUUACAUGAAAGAAAAGAUGAAGUUUCUGUAGAAAAUAUACUCUGUGAUGCAAAAAUUGCAUUGUCCAUAAAGGAAUGUAAAGAGAAGGAUGACUUUUGGAUUGAUAUUAUGACUAAACAUCAUGAAUUUAAAGAAUCACAGGCAAAUAAAAGUAUAAUGGAUAAAAAAUUGAAAGAUAGUGAUUAUUUGCCUGGUUUAAAGAUACUUGACAAAAUAGUAGCAGUUUUUUGUGGAACUAAGAAAUAUGUGCAAAAUUUGUGGUCUCAUUUCCAACUGUUACAUUCAAUUAUACCAACUGAACAAGAAGUACUUACAGUUUCUGAUUUACUAAAAAUUCCAUUACAUUAUUAUUUUGGUUAUCAAAUAUUUGAACUUAAAAUUGAGCCAAAUGAGCUUGAAGCAAUUGCACAUAAUUUACAAAUUAAUUUAGCAUGUAGUAUUCUUACAAAUAUUUGUCCCAAAUUUUUUUAUGAAAAAAAUAUAAGCUAUACUAUUACUAGUAAAGAGGAUGGAUGUAUUAUUUUAAAUAAAACUUCACGUAAAUCGGAUUCAAGUUAUACGAUCCAAGGGCCGAAUCAAUGUGUUUCAGAGAUAUUAACAGAAAUUUUACAAGUUUUGCAUAAUUUAAAUCUAAGCCAAUCUGUCUUAAGCCGUGAUGUUUGUAAAAGUAUUUCUAAAUAUUCAGAAAUUCAAAAUGUAUUAAAUAAAACGUCUCGUCUUGUAAGCUUAGAUUUAAGUGAAUUAUCUAUGGGUGAUGAAACAUUAACUUUUCUUUUGAAUACGUGGAAUCUGAUGUUUCUACAUGCUACCUUAACUAUAUGGGCAUAUCAUUUCCCUUUAAAUAAUUUGCAACAUACAGUUUCAUUAAUGUCAAUUGGUUACUUAAUUGGUGAUUUGGGUUUAGUAACACUUGCAGCACUUAGAUCAAAAUUGCUGAAUAAUAUGACAUUAGAUGAUAAUUUUUUUAUACAAUUUGAAGAACUUAAUGAACCAGCAUGGCAAGAUUUGGAUAUUACUCAUGAUCCAAGAGUAAUUUUUAUAAUGGCUAAUGAAUUUUUUGGAACGCCUAAUAUUCAAGUAAGUUGCUCAUUCACUAAUGCUUUUCACGAAUAUUUAAAUCAUUAUGCAGUAAAAUCUAAUAAAUAUAUGCAAAAUGCAGAUACACAAAAUACUAUUUUAUUACCUGAAAUUGCAGAACGAUAUGAAACUUUUAUUUCUCAGAAUUUAAAAAAUGAUUUACAAAACAGUAAUAACUGCAACAAUCUAUUUUCAAUAAAUGACUACUUUAAACCCUCUAAUGAAAACAUAGUUAUAGAAUACAUGCCUCCUUCUUAUUCGUGCAGUAUAAUAUUGAAAUAUACAAAUUGUUCUAAUAUACAUAAUCAGAAACAAAUUAAUCAAUAUAAGACUACCUGGAAAACACAUAGUAUAAGAUCAAGUGUGUUACAAUACUUGGAAAGUCAGUGUUGGGUUGUUUCUUAUCUUUGGCAAAGAAUACAUAAUAAAAAUCCUACUAUUUUGGAAAACAACUGUGAUAAUUUAAAACGUACUGCAUGUCUUGAAAAUCUCUUAAGUUCAUCUUGGGUUAUGGAAUUAAAAUUAUUAUUUGAUAAUAAUCAAACUCUUGCAGCCAUUCUUGAAACAAUAUCAAUAGAAAAGUUGUGGUCUCAUCUUGAACUUAUGAUAAAAGAAAAUAAAUGGAAUGCUUGUUUAAAACUUGUAAAUGCAUUGCCAAGCCAUUUUACUUUAAACACUGAAAUGCAAUGUUUCAAAGAUAAAGUUCUUAGUCAUAUAGUUUUACAAAAAGAUACCACUUUAAAUGCAGAAAUAUUACAAUAUUUAUAUCAAAUUAAAGAUGUAUACAUACUAAGCCAAACAGUAUUAUUUAAUAUUAAUAGAUGGGACAUAAAUAUUUGUGAAAAUGCUUUACUUCAUGUGGUACAUCAUAUAGAUAAUUACAAAUUAUCUGUGCACUGUAAAUUACAAUUGAAUGAAAUCUUACACAGAGUGCUCAUUUUUCAUAAAAUGCUUCCAUAUUGUAUAACUAAAUCCAAUGGCACUUGGUAUGAUAUUGCUUACUGUACAGAAAAAGUUGAUGCACUAGAAAUUAUCAAAUCACUGAUCAAUGAAGAUAAAUUUGAAUUAUGUCUGGAAUGGAUGGAAUGUCAGGGAUUUUCUUUAGAAAUACAUCCUUCUGUGACACAAGAAUUUUUGAUUGGUUUUUUAAAGAGUGAAUCUCAAAACUUUAAACAAACUUUAAAGUUUUUCCAGGCACUACCUUUGGAUCAAUCAAUUAAACUUUGCAAAACUAUGUUAACAAAGUUAGAGUCUAUUGACUCACUGAGAUUUAUUUGUAAUUAUUUAUUACAGUAUUGCGAAGCAACAGAAAUCAUAAAAUAUAGAAGAACUCUACUAGGAAUUGACAUUUUAUGUAUGUUAGAUGUUCAAGAGAGACAGUUAUAUAUUCAUUUUAUAAAAAAACCAUUGUUGAUGUUAGAGCAAUUACUAAUGAAUUGCAAAUUUGAAAGUAUUCAAAGGAUAUUGUAUAAAAUUCAAGACAAAUUAGAUAAAGCAGAUAUUUCAAGAAAUAGUUUUGACAAAAUAAUAAGAUUCUAUGCUCAAAAGUCAUUGGAUUGUCGUGUGUCUUUAGAGUGUUACACCACUGAAAGUAAAUCCAAAAAUGUAGAACAACCUACUUUAGAUACAGAAAGUACAGAAUUUAUUAUGCCUACAUUAGUUCCUACUAAAGAAGAAUGGGUACCUAAUGAUAAAGCUAGAAAAUGCAGCUGUUGCAAAACCGUUAUAUUUUCAAUGUUUAAUAGACGACAUCAUUGUCGUAGAUGUGGUCGCGUUAUUUGUGCAACAUGUUCGCAACAUCGUAUACAAAUUUCUGGAUACCCACCUUCUGUACUUGUACGUGUAUGUGAUGACUGUAAACGACAGACUGCAUUACAAGUACAUGUUCAUCAAGAAUCACCAUCUCCAUCAAGUAGUGAAAUAUUUGAUUAUUGGCGAUUAACGACAGAUGAGAAACAUAAUGAAACUAUCAGAGAAGAAUUUUCAUUUGAAUAUGCUCCAAACAUUUCUUUAUGUUUGGCUAUUCUUAACUUACAUUCCGAACAUAAAACAUAUGCCAGUUUCUUAUUAGACUGUUGUGAUGAUAUGAAGCGUCUUUUACAACCUGUUAGUGGUGGAAAAGUAAAUCCUGAAAUUGAUCACACUGUCAUUAUUAAAAUGAUACGUUCCUUGCUAGUAGCUGCAAAAGUUAAAUGUGCUAAGCUUGGGCUUAAUACUGGGUUAAUCCAUUGUGAUAGCUUUUUAUCACAAGUAGAUCUUAUUGCCAGCCUAGUUCAAUCAGACUGUUUACAAUUCAUACUUUGUGAUUAUUUAGAUGAUUAUACUUUUAGAAAAUUGAGAGACCUUUUAAUUGAAAAAGAGCAGUGGACUCUUGCUCUAGAUAUGAGUACCAAAGUAGGAUUGGACACACAGGGUGUUUGGGUAGCUUGGGGUAAAACAUGGUUAAAAAUGAGAUACUUCGAAGAAGCACGAGAUAAAUUUUCCCAUUGCCUUGAUAAAAUUCAGUAUGAAAAUUUCGAUGAUUGGGUAAUUCUACCACACCUAAAGGAAUUAGAAAACGAAGAAAUUAAAAGGGACGAAUUAAAAAAAACAGAAUUUUCGAAAAAUCGUCCAUUAAAAGAUCCACCAUUGCUGACAGAAAUCUUACAAAUAUUAGACAAUUUAAAUGUAUACAAACAAUAUGUUCAGUAUUCUCAUCAGUACAAGUGCAAUGCUUCACAGGAAAUACUAAGUAAUUUUGGAAGCUUCAAAAUCAUAAAUCAGAAGCCACUUUAUAAAAAUACAUCUGCAACUAUGCAAAAUGUUUACUAUCAAGAAAGCCUUUAUUACUUACUAGCUUAUGGAAGUUAUAAUUCAAUUUUAGAGUUCUUUUUAACACACGAGGAAUUUGACAAAUGCCUUACUUUCACCUUAGAAAAUGAUUUAGAACCCGAUUUAUUUUUCAAUACAAUUUAUUUAUAUUGUUUAAAAAAUGGAUGUAUUGAAAAACUUCAUGAAGCAAUGAUGAACAAAGAUUCAAGUUUGCUAAUUUGGAAAAAAUAUUUAAUAUAUGUUUGUCAUAGUUUAGAAAAAAGACAAUAUUUAAAUAUUUUAUAUCAAUUACAACUUUUUAUGAAAGACUAUAUACGGGCAGCAAUGACAUGUAUUCGUUUUUAUCUUAAUGAAGUAAACAAUUACACAGAAUUAUGUACUAGAGUACAUUUUUUACUUGAUGCCCAAAAGCAUUUAGAAUCUGAAUUGCAAAUUGAAACUUUAAAUCGAAAAAGAAGGAAAAGUAUGAGUUCCAUGCAUGGCAAUCAAGGAAUUCUAACAAUGGAAAUGGAACUCUCAGAAAUAGACAAACAUAUAAAUACAAUUUGUAGGCAAAUGGAAAUUACAAAGUUUCUAGCAAAUUGUGAAAAAGAUGGAAGAGCUCCCAUUCAAUUUCUGAACCUGUUUCCAGAAAAAGAUUCUAAUAAUUCAUACAUUUUAAAAAUACCAACUUUAUUUGGCAAUCAAGAGGAAAAGAUUGAUUUAGCUGUUCUAACUAUGCUUUGUGGACACAAUAUUGAAGAAGGAUUUGGAAUAGCAUUUAGAAUAAUGCAAGAUUAUAAUUUACCACAACAAAAGGUAUAUUCUUUAGCUGGACACAUUUUGAUAAUGAAGAAUAAUAUUGCUGCAAUAGAGCAAUUGAUUAAAUGUUGUCAUACAUCUGGUAUUAAAAAUUCGUACAUUAUAUCAGAUUAUGUAUUAGCACAUUGUGUAAAGUUGUUUCUGAGUCAGUUACACAAUGAAACAGAAUCAGUUUUGAAAAAUGAUAUUUAUAAUCUCGUUCGAUUAAUAACCGACAUAGAACUUAAAAUAAAUACAUAUAUUGAAUGUAAGCAGUUAAAAGCAGCAUAUUUAUUAGCUGUUAGGCAUUCCAGAGCACAAGAUAUAAGAAAAAUUUUGAAGGAAUCUGAUAGGCUUGGCCAAAAUGCUAUUAAAGCAAUAUGUAUAAAAUGGCUCCAACAAGAAUCAAAGUUAUAA